CCUUGAUAGUUUCAUUAAAUUUUAAAUUUAUUUAUUUUAUAUACUUUGUAAACCUAACAUGUCAAAACUCGGUGUGUUGCAUUUAACAAAACACACUGGUACUGCACAUACUGCUACUGUUAUCUUUUUUCAUGGAUCUGGAUCAUCUGGUGCUGAUAUGAAGGAAUGGGUCCGACUCAUGGUGAAAAACUUUUCAUUUCCUCACAUCAAGGUUAUGUACCCAACUGCUCCAUUGCAACCUUAUUCCCCAUCUGGGGGUCUGAUGAGUAAUGUUUGGUUUGACCGGUCUGAUAUAUCCCCUAAAGCACCAGAAAAACUGGAUUCAUUAGCAAAAAUUGAGACUGAAGUAAUGCAUUUAAUAAAGGAAGAAAACAAUGCAGGAAUACCAAGUAACAGAAUAGUCGUUGGUGGUUUCUCAAUGGGUGGAUCACUAACAUAUCACACUGCAUACAGAUGGGAUCGCAACUUAGCUGCUGCCUUUGUAUUCAGUUCAUUUCUAAAUGAUAAUUCUAUUGUGUACCAAGAGCUCAAGAAAUGUGGUGAUGUUUCAUUACCGCCUCUGCUUCAAUUACAUGGCGACAGUGAUGACUUGGUUCAUUUUCCUUGGGGCCAAAGUACCUACAAUCAAGUAAAAGAACUGGGGGUUCAAGGGGAGUUCCAUGUCUUGGAGAGACUGGGACACUCCAUCAAUAAGCGAGGAAUGAAUAUUAUUAAAGAGUGGGUAGAAAAACACUUACCUGAAAUAGUUUGAAUGUUAGAUGUUAGAUAUUUUGCAAUAAACAAACAAUCUCAUUGUUUACUUGAGUAAGAGUAAAGAUUAGAUUUAGUACAAUAUUAAACAAUUUAAUUAUAUAUACAUGGGAGACAGUGUUGUACAGUUUGUGUACUGUAGUUUAUAAAUGUGAAGUGGUAAUGUAUUAGUUGGUAUGUUGGUAAUUAAAUGCAUUGACAUUGGUUUUUGUUUGUAUACAUAUUAUAAUAUAUGAGAAAUAAAGCGCCUAUACCGCAUUGUUGAAUUUUACAUCUUAUUUAUGACUAGAAGAAACUACUGAUCUUGGUUCUUGCAAAAUGCUGGGUAACGUUGUUCAAACCAAGUCAAUCCAAGUGAGUUUUAACUUUGAAACUCAUAUAGUAUGUUUAAUACCUAUUUUCAGCAAAUACUUAAAAUAAUGUUCCACAUUUUUAUGGCACAAAAAUUGUUAUGACUUUGUAUUUUGCAGUUUACUCUGCAUAUCUCAUUGAAUACACUGGAAUACUGCUAAUAAUAAAUAAUAUAAACAUUUAAAUAAGCAUUUGUAAUAAUUAAACCCUUGUAUCUUCAUAUAUAAACAUUCGAGGUUAAUAUUAAGUAAUGUAAAUCUAUUUUGUUACUGUAUGAAGUAGAUUCUGAGUAAUUAUCAAAUAUUGUUCCAUAAUGAACUUAUAAUAAUGUUUUCGAAUAAAAUUCACAAGGAGUUUGUUAUUUAGUGAGUAAGAGUUAAAUACAAAUAAUUAUACACACGUGAAUAGGAUCUAGGAUCGUGAUAAUAACCACGGGUAAUUUGAA
Messenger RNA from Achroia grisella, 1546 nucleotides. Its product is annotated as lysophospholipase-like protein 1. Gene Ontology annotation, biological process: protein depalmitoylation. Gene Ontology annotation, molecular function: carboxylic ester hydrolase activity; palmitoyl-(protein) hydrolase activity. Lineage: Eukaryota; Metazoa; Arthropoda; Insecta; Lepidoptera; Pyralidae. The record is from RefSeq and is a predicted model, not a curated record. The coding region runs from base 59 to 751 and encodes 230 amino acids. The transcript is spliced from 4 exons. Gene Ontology annotation, cellular component: cytoplasm.